Messenger RNA from Eimeria tenella, 906 nucleotides. RefSeq lists its product as uncharacterized. Gene Ontology annotation, biological process: protein deubiquitination involved in ubiquitin-dependent protein catabolic process. The coding region runs from base 1 to 906 and encodes 301 amino acids. Gene Ontology annotation, cellular component: cytoplasm; nucleus. The record is from RefSeq and is a predicted model, not a curated record. Gene Ontology annotation, molecular function: K63-linked polyubiquitin modification-dependent protein binding; cysteine-type deubiquitinase activity. The transcript has 2 exons. Lineage: Eukaryota; Apicomplexa; Conoidasida; Eucoccidiorida; Eimeriidae.
AUGCGGCGGCUGCUGUCGCAGGCCGUGCCUGCUUUGCACAUGAAGGCUCAGUCUGUUGCCGAGCUCGUCAGCAGCGAGCGGCACUACAUGCGCGAGCUGCCGGCCUCCGCCGCUGCAGCAGCAGCAGCAGCAGCAAGGGCGCCAGGUGCAGCAGCUGCCGCCCCGGGGGCUGCUGCAACAGCCGCCGGGGCGCUGUACGACCCGCGGUACCUGGUGUUUGAGUUCGCGUACAGUUUGCUGCUGCGGCGGUCGCAGGUGCUGCUGCUGCAGCAGUUUCGAGACAGCGUCAAGGCCGGGCGCUCGCUGUGCCACCAAAUGAUUAUGGGGGCUGGGAAGACUACAGUGGUGGCGCCGCUGCUGGCGUUGCUGCUGGCAGACGGGCAGCAGCUAGUGGUGUCAGUGGUUCCUGCUGCGCUGCUGCACUUCUCGCGUGCUGCGCUGCGGGAGCGCUUCAGCGCCAUUUUCCAAAAAGGAGUUUUCGUUCUUUCUUUUUCGAGACAAGACGAAGUCUCUGCUGCUCUUUAUCUCAAGUUGCUGCAGACGCGGGACAGCCGCGGGAUCGUCAUUGCCACCCCCACAGCUGUCAAGUCCUUUUUGCUGAAGGCUCUCCACCUCAUGCAUGUGCUGCAGGCAGCAGCAGCAGGUGCUGCAGCAAAGGGGGCCCUCGAGAGGGGCCUCACCGCCGUGGAGAACAUCGGCGCUUCCCACCUCAGAAAGCUCCAGUCCCACUUCUCCAAGCUCCUCAGAAUGCCCAAAGCCGGUCAGUCCCCCGCAGCAGCAGCAGCAGCACCAGCACCAGCAGCAGCAGCAGCAGCAGCAGCAGCGGGGGGCGGUGCGUGUGUGUGCAGCAGCAGGGGGGCCCCUGGAGGGGCUGGAGGCGUCGGCGCUGGGCCCCGCAGCUGCUGA